CCUUUCUCCAUCCCUCAAACCCUAACCCUAACCAACAAACCAACAAGAAGAAAGAAAGCAAAGAUGUCGAAAGAGGUGAGCGAAGCGGCGGAGCACCCACCGGCGAAGGACUACACCGACCCACCACCAGCUCCUCUGCUCGACAUGGGUGAGUUCGCCCUCUGGUCCUUCUACCGCGCUCUCAUCGCCGAGUUCAUCGCCACUCUCCUCUUCCUCUACAUCACCGUCGCCACUGUCAUCGGCUACAAAGAUCAGUCCGCCAACGACGCCUGCGGCGGCGUCGGCGUUCUCGGCAUCGCUUGGGCCUUUGGCGGCAUGAUCUUCAUCCUCGUCUACUGCACUGCCGGCAUCUCAGGUGGGCACAUCAACCCGGCAGUGACAUUCGGGCUGUUCCUCGCUCGGAAGGUGUCCUUGUUUAGGGCAAUUGGCUACAUCAUCGCACAGUGUCUCGGCGCCAUUUGCGGCGUUGGUUUGGUCAAAGCUUUCAUGAAACACAAGUACAACUCUCUCGGCGGCGGCGCCAACAUGGUCGCCCCCGGAUACUCCAAGGGCACUGCUCUCGGCGCCGAGAUCAUCGGCACCUUCGUCCUCGUCUACACCGUCUUCUCCGCCACCGACCCCAAACGCAGCGCUCGCGACUCUCACGUCCCAGUGCUUGCACCGUUACCAAUUGGGUUUGCGGUGUUCAUGGUGCACUUGGCGACCAUUCCGAUCACCGGAACCGGAAUCAAUCCGGCGAGGAGCUUAGGUGCUGCAGUCAUCUACAACGAGCACAAGGCUUGGCAUAAUCAUUGGAUAUUCUGGGUUGGACCUUUGGUUGGAGCUUUGGCAGCAGCUGCAUAUCACCAGUAUAUCUUGAGAGCUGCAGCAAUUAAAGCACUUGGAUCUUUCAGGAGCAACCCAAGCAACUGAGCUUUGAAGAUGAUUGUGAGAUGUGAAGCAGGGGAGGAAGAGGGUGUAGUGUUUGGUUCUGUUUUUAAUUUGUUGUUGAAUUCUGAAUAUUAUGGUGGUGACCAUGUACUUUGUUGGUUUGGAAGAGUGGGAGCAAUUUAGUGUUGUUA
This is a messenger RNA of Dioscorea cayenensis subsp. rotundata (Guinea yam), 1061 nucleotides long. Its product is annotated as probable aquaporin PIP2-6. The record is from RefSeq and is a predicted model, not a curated record. NCBI's taxonomy places the organism in Eukaryota, Viridiplantae, Streptophyta, Magnoliopsida, Dioscoreales, Dioscoreaceae. Gene Ontology annotation, cellular component: plasma membrane. The transcript is spliced from 4 exons. Gene Ontology annotation, molecular function: water channel activity. The coding region runs from base 64 to 912 and encodes 282 amino acids. Gene Ontology annotation, biological process: transmembrane transport.